Molecule: messenger RNA, 1852 nt
Organism: Epinephelus fuscoguttatus (brown-marbled grouper)
Lineage: Eukaryota; Metazoa; Chordata; Actinopteri; Perciformes; Serranidae
Product: ubiquitin carboxyl-terminal hydrolase 37-like
Exons: 17
Coding region: 76-1731 (551 amino acids)
Biological process (GO): G1/S transition of mitotic cell cycle; protein deubiquitination
Cellular component (GO): nucleus; cytosol
Molecular function (GO): cysteine-type endopeptidase activity; cysteine-type deubiquitinase activity
Source: RefSeq, a predicted model, not a curated record
CAGAACGUAGUUCUGUAGUUCUGUAGUUCCAUAGAACCUCUCUGAUGCGGCCAAAAGUUUGUAAGUACAAGUGGAAUGUUGCAACAGACAGUUUGGAUCCAGCAGUCAAACAGUGCAGACAGACAUCACAACUUGACUCGAAUUUCUAAAGAGAUCCACAACACCACGAAGAUGCUCGGACAACGUAUUUUUGGCCGAAAGAAGAAACAACAAUCUCAUAAGAAGACUGUGGCUGAUGAGAAGAGACAGCAAUAUAGCCAUCAGGCAAGUGGCGGUGUCCAGGAUGUACCUGCUGCUCCAGUCUCAGCAAAGCCAGCUGAGGCUUGGGAGGACCAACAGGCCAAGAAGAAGAAAUGGUGGAAUCGCCUCUUCGGUUACCUUGAUAAGGAAAGUGUUCCUGGCAGGAGGCCUUCAGCCCCACAGGAAAGACCUACUGUCACCACCUCAGACGCUCAAACUGCGUCACAGAAGGAAGCCAUGAGGAAUUUUUGGCGUUGGCUGUUGAUCAACAACGGGAGGAAACAUCGCGUCUCACCAGUCAACAUCACCAGCGCUGAAAAGACGGACUCACCAAACCCUGAGAGGAGCAGCAGCCCUGCAUCAACGAACAACACAGAUGAGCAGGACGAGCAGGACGAGUGUGACGAGCGUGAAGCCGUGACGCCGUUUUGCUCACUGGAUGACGUCACGCAGGCAGAUUCAGUCGACAUCACUGACCUCGAGGAGAAGCUGUUCAUGGCCCGACUCAACGACAACGAAACAAAUUACAUCUGGGACACUGACAGUUCUCUGGAUAGCCCCAUUGACUGCUUCGGAUUUCCAAACAUUGGGCAGACCUGCUAUAUGAACGCAAGCCUGCAGAGUAUCCUUACAUUAGAGGACUUCAUUGGGGGCAUCAGUCUCAUGGAGCACGUGUGGAGCUCAGUACCUGAGGCUCAUCUGAUGAGAAGCUUGAUGGAUGUCAGGGAUGUUCAUUCGUCCAUAGACGCUCAAGUUAAAAUCCCCUUCCUGCAGUUCUUUAAGGAUGUGGUCUCUGCCCAGGCGCCUGACUUCUGGGACACUCUGCAAAAGGACGCUCAUGAGUUCCUGACUGCAGUCCUGGAACAGAUGAGAGGUCUGGCCCCUCUGCUGCAGGAGACAGCAGCUUUCGUGGGCACACAUUAUACCUGCCCUGUAGAGGAUCACCUGGUGAUCACAAUGGAGAACACCAGGACAUGCAAGAGCUGUGGAGCACAGUCAGUGAGACAGGAGGAAUUCACAAACCUGUCUCUAGACCUCCUCCCUGGAGGCUCUGUAGAGGAGAUGCUCCAGGAGUACCUUAAGGAGACGGAGGUGGAGUUCAGGUGUGACUGCGGAGGGAACACGUCGAGCUGCAGAUCAUCCUUCCUCACUCUGCCACAAGUGCUCAUCCUGCAGCUGAAGAGGUUUCGCUACUCUCCCUUCUUUGAGCUUGAGAAGGUUGAUGACCCUGUCAGGCUGACAAGGGACCUGCUGGUCUCCUCCACACAGGAUGGAGGCUGCUACAGCUUGAUCAGCGCCGUCAGCCAUUUUGGCUCCACAGAAAUGGGACACUACAUCAGCGAAGGCAUCCACCCAGACAACAAUCCGGACGAACCAGAUGAUCAUUGGCUCACCUACAAUGAUUCAAUGGUCUUUGACACGUCCGGCAACUUAGUCUGUGAGCAGCAAGAGAGGGGUGCUUACAUCCUGUUCUACAAGAGAAUAGUGUAACCCAACUGACGACGUGAUGUCGGACUAAGAGACCUGGACACAGUCAAGACGUGAUGUCGGACUAAGGGAUCUGGACACAGUCAAGACGUGAUGUCGGACUAAGGGAUCUGGAUACACCACA